Bacidia gigantensis is the source of this 3006-nucleotide messenger RNA. RefSeq lists its product as uncharacterized. The transcript has 6 exons. The record is from RefSeq and is a predicted model, not a curated record. NCBI's taxonomy places the organism in Eukaryota, Fungi, Ascomycota, Lecanoromycetes, Lecanorales, Ramalinaceae. Bases 1 to 3006 code for a protein of 1001 amino acids. Gene Ontology annotation, cellular component: membrane.
AUGCAUUCGCUUUCAGCCUCUGGGGAUCAGAACACUCCACCUACAGACGGCCAUGUCAAUGGCAGGACUCGAGCGAGGACGGAUGCAUCUCCGUCUAGAUGGUCUUUCUCAGCAUCGACAAACCAGAAGACUCCCGCUAGAUCCUACUUCCAGCGUUCUCUUCACGAACCAUCUGCAGCGCUGGACAUUCCACAAAACACGUCCCAGAGCGUACGACAAGACACCGCAGAGUUAGCUUCAUGGGCGCUUUAUGACCCUAAUCGCAGAGACGCCACUCCCCCACAGUACCUGGGAACAGACUCAACACUUCAGCCUCCUGAUACACAAUUCGCGAAACACAUCAUAGAGUAUGGAAGUAGCCACAGAGGCUCUAACAGCUCUUCAAGACCAAAUGCAAUUGAAGAGAUAUCCGAGCCGCCUUCGCAACAUACCUCACGAUCUUCGUCCAGAUCGCAGGGAAGGUCUGCAUUGACAGAAAUGCUCCGCAUGUCCACUCCUACAGAAGUAUCAUCGACACGGUCGGAAGAUGAGGGAUCCCACCAUAAGGUCGACCAUCGUAUUGUGACAGUCGAUGGUAUCAUGUCCCGACCAACCGAGCAGACCACGUUACUUCUCAAAAAAAAUACAUAUAGAUCCGAUACUUCACCCAUUUAUGGCUCAGUACAGGACUUAGAAAGUCUCAAAGCUUCCCCAAAGUCGUGUUCUGCUCGUGGUAAUGCGAGCAUGGGUCAGUUCAGAGGGAGGCCAUCUCAGUCUCUUAGACUUCUUGCCAACCCCUCUAAAUGGGACCGCAGGGGCAUCUGGGAAAAAGGCGUCCGCCAGCCGCUGAGCUUCGUACCGUCCAUCGUUCUAGGUCUGCUUCUCAAUGUGCUCGAUGCCCUAUCGUACGGAAUGAUCCUCUUUCCAUUGAGCCAAUACCCUUUCACAGAUCUUGGACCUGAUGGUAUUUCAAUUUUCUACAUCAGUUGCAUAGUGUCACAGCUUGUUUACUCCUGUGGAGGUAGUAUCUUCAAAGGUGGCAUAGGGUCUGAAAUGAUUGAAAUUGUUCCUUUCUUCCACAAAAUGGCCUACACUAUCCUUGCUCAGGUAGGAGAGGAUAAUCCUAAAGCUGUGCUUGCAACGACGAUACUUUCCUAUUCAAUCAGCUCGCUUCUAACAGGUGCAGCAUUUUUCGCUAUGGGACAAUGCAAGAUUGGAGCUCUCAUCGGGUUCUUUCCACGGCACAUUUUAAUUGGAUGCAUUGGGGGUGUCGGUUUGUUUCUCGUUCAGACAGGGCUCGAAGUAUCUGGUCGACUUGAGGGAAGCUUCGAGUAUAAUCUGCCAACGAUACGAGAGCUUCUCUUACCAGACAAAGUACCACUCUGGAUGGUGCCCCUAACCUUGGCCAUCGUUCUUCGGAUAGCGAAGCGCUGGAUUAAACAUCCUCUUACAGACGCGACUUUUUUCAUAGCAAUUAUUGCCGUCUUCUAUUUCUUUGAAUGGUUAAUCCCUAACAUUAGCAUUGAUGGACUUCGAUCUAAAGGUUGGGUUUUCGAAGCGCCUAAAGCAGGUGUUCCGUUCUACCAUUUCUACACUCUUUAUGAUUUUUACGCUGUAGAUUGGGCGGCUCUUGGAUCAACCGUGCCUGCCAUGCUUGCUCUAACGUUCUUUGGGAUCUUACAUGUGCCUAUCAACAUACCAGCUUUGGGCUUGCACACCGGUGAAGAUAACCUCAACAUUGACAGGGAGCUUAGAGCGCAUGGGAUAUCCAAUGCGCUCUCCGGCUUAUGUGGCAGCGUUCAGAUUGUCAUAAUCGUGAUCACAAUGGGGGUUUGGGACUUUGUUCUUGGCAUAGUGGUAGGUAUUCUGUUGGCCUGCGUAAGCUACGUGCUUCAAACCUCCCAGAUAUCAGCAAUACGAGGUAAACUGUACGGUGGUGUUGCUAAUUCUACGGUCCGGCGACAUCCAAUACAACAGAAAUUCCUGCAAGAUGCUGGCAGGCAAGUCCAGGUCAUGAGACUGGGCGGAUACCUCUUUUUCGGGACCAUCGUAGGAGUCGAAAAGGAGAUUCGUCAACUCCUCGAAGAACCAUUUCAAAAACAACCAAUUCAGUUCUUGGUACUUGAUCUAUUCAAUGUAGAUGGCGUCGAUUUCUCUGCCGCUGAAGCCUUUACCCGUAUCAAUCGCAUAUUGAACGUUAAGCAUGUCACAUUGGUGAUUUGUGGCAUCUCAUUAGCAGGCGAAAUUGGGAAAAGCCUGCGCAACGUAGGCCUGUUUGACGAGGAGGACAAUGUUCAAUAUUUUUACAGCCUCAACUCCGCGCUCGAAUUUUGUGAGAAUGGGCUGCUGAAGGCAUUUUAUCACCAUCGCGAGCUCAAACGAGAGACCGAGUCAACCCCGACCUUUCUUGGUAAGCUUUCUAGACCAAACCAUCGUAUUGAGCUCACGAGAUACCCAGAGAUACCACGCACGGAGCGCACAGGCCCUACGGAGUCAGCUGCUCUGACGUUCAGUUCACCACGCCAGCGGCAUCUUCACCAAGUCGCUACUACAACAUUGAGCGAACAGGAUCCCGCACCUCCGGCAAAAUGGGAGCAGUAUGAUCAACCCUUCAAACUAAUUCUUCAAACAUUCACUACGGUCUCGGACGAGCCAGAGAGCUUUUGGGCACCAGCAGCAGCAUUUUUCAGCCGGAGAGUCUUCGCAGCCGGAGACAUUCUGUACAAUGUCAACGAGUCAGCGCAAGGCUUCUACCUAAUUGAGAGGGGCAUUCUGAAGGCCCGUUAUGAUCUUCCCCAGGGUAAUUACUCUGAAUUGAUCGUAGCUGGUACAACAUGCGGGGAACUGCCAUUCUUCUCCUCUACGGCAAGGACAUCGACAACUCAUGCAGAACAGGACGCUGUCAUGUGGAUGCUGACUCGGGAGCAGUGGAGUCGAAUGCAGGAAGAGAAGCCGGCAAUCGCGCAGGAAUUACUCAAAAUCAGUCUCAGGCUGACGAGCGAAAGAAUGGAUGCAAUAACGAAGUGA